AUGUAUAAUUUUUUCGAUUUCUCUUCCAACUUUCUCUCUCUUCCACCCCCGAAUCACGCACAUGACUCUUCACUUUUUCUCUCUUUACUACACACACUUUCACCAUUGCUAAGAAAGACUUAUCUAUCUAUCUAUCUAUCUAUCUAUCUCAGUCUGUUCACUAUCUAUCUAUCUCAGUCUCUUUACUAUGUAUCUCAGUCUCUUCACUAUCUAUCUAUCUAUCUUAGUGAUUUUCCUUCUCCUUCUGAAUCAUUCAAAGUCUUUUCAAGUAAAUUUAUCUCCCAAGACAUUCGUACACUCUUACUUAAAACCUCCACUGUAUCAUUCAAACUCUUAAACAACACAAUCUUCUAUACUUUUCUCAUAUGCACACACCCUAUCUAUCUAUUUUCCCUCUCUCUCUUCCAGGCCACAAUACCGCUUUUCCCUUUCGUCUGUUUCUCUCUCACUUUUCCAUUUUCUCCAGAUCUCCAUUCUUCUCUAUUUGACACCUACCCCCACGUACAAAAUAACGCGAUUUAUAUUAUAACCGUGAACCACAGCUCCAUUUAUCAAUGCUUCGUUCAUCUUCCCUACUGUCCUCAUUUCUUUCUAUCUCUCUCUGUCUACGCUUCUUUCUCCUCAACUUCCGGUAUCAUCACUGCCCCGGCUUCGAUCUGA
Messenger RNA from Acanthosepion pharaonis, 660 nucleotides. The record is from the annotation of a GenBank genome assembly. Lineage: Eukaryota; Metazoa; Mollusca; Cephalopoda; Sepiida; Sepiidae.